Molecule: messenger RNA, 1230 nt
Organism: Bipolaris oryzae ATCC 44560
Lineage: Eukaryota; Fungi; Ascomycota; Dothideomycetes; Pleosporales; Pleosporaceae
Exons: 1
Coding region: 1-1230 (409 amino acids)
Source: RefSeq, a predicted model, not a curated record
AUGAGGUCCGUCUCUAUUCUCUCUCUUGCCACAGCUGUUGCAGCCGACUAUGGCUAUGGCGUUCAGUCGACCUCAUCCAAGCUCGGCUAUACCACUGUCUAUCCUGGGCACGGCAAAGAACCAGUCACCGUUACAGCCCAGUAUCAGCCAGUCCCGACCUAUGUCAACGGCGAAUGGUCGGAGUAUGAGGCUGUCUCAACUGUGAUCACUGAUGGCUAUGGCAAGGAGGUCACCGUUACUGCAACCAAUCAGGACGUAACCGUGUACGCAACGAAGAAAACCAUCACUCACACUGUCACUGCUACGCCUGAAGGCUAUGCUCACCCAACUGGUUAUUACAGAGGAUCGGGUGAAUCCCACACUAACAAGACAUGGUAUGAGCUCUGUGAGGAAAUUCACGAGAUGCCCUACGACCAUAUCGGACCACAUGCACUCCCUAGAUAUCCCGGAAAUCCGAAGUACACGGGCAACAAGGAUGAGCAGGGUGUGACCAUCAAGAAGUACUCUGGUGGAAAGUGGAGCACUUAUAUGCAUACCUUUACCUACGGCGCACCCAAACCACAAGUGACCACCUUCGAUGCCCCUGGCGUCUACACCGUGCCUGCCAACGACAUGACUGUCGCGACCCCUACCAUUGUCACCGCCGAGCAGACAUACCACGCCGUGGCUAACAAACCCGUCACCUACGGCGGCCAGAUCGCCGAAGUCACCAAGCCAACCACCAUCGCUGCUGUGUACAUUGGAUACGAGACUGAAGGCACCAUGACCAACACCAUCACCCACAGCACAACUGUUACAUGCUCUACUGCCGGAACAUAUACUAUCGUCAAGCCUACCACGACCGUCUACGACCACGACACCACGGUUAUAUACCCCUCCAUUACGCAGUACGAGGCCGGUGUCUACCACCACCCUGCUGAGACAGUUACUGUCACUGAGGCUCAUCAGCCGUAUACCUGCAGCUUUGAGCAGACUUCCACUUACCCUGCUGCUACCUCUGCUUCCGCCUACAGCUCGGCCCCCGUUUACAGUUCAGCUCCCAGCUACAGCACUGGAGAAGCUACCAGCACCACCCCUUAUGCUGCUGACCCGUCGUCGGAUUACGAUGAGCCAAUCGAGAGUUACGGACAUGCAUCUGCUGGUUAUGUCAAGCGCGGUGGUGUUCUUCAGCGUCGUAAGGCGGCGCCUGCUCCUGCUAAUGCGCAUGCUAAGUUCGCCAUCCUCGUUUAA